AUGAACUUAAUCGCAAUAAUCCUAAUCAUUACAACAAUUCUAUCCUGCAUUCUAGCAAUAGUAGCCUUUUGACUUCCCCAAAUAGUUCCGGACUCAGAAAAGCUCUCACCAUAUGAAUGUGGGUUUGACCCACUAGGAUCCGCACGCUUGCCCUUUUCUCUACGCUUCUUCCUAAUUGCCAUCUUAUUCCUCCUGUUUGACCUAGAAAUUGCCCUCCUCCUUCCACUUCCAUGAAGUGACCAACUAACCUCCCCCACCACAACCCUCAUCUGAGCCACUGUAAUUCUAAUACUCCUAACUCUAGGCCUAAUUUAUGAAUGACUUCAAGGCGGCCUCGAAUGAGCUGAAU
This is a messenger RNA of Lepisosteus oculatus (spotted gar), 349 nucleotides long. Lineage: Eukaryota; Metazoa; Chordata; Actinopteri; Semionotiformes; Lepisosteidae. The record is from the annotation of a RefSeq genome assembly.